AUGCUCUCACGUGUUGCUGCAGUGCAGGCACCCCGCACACACAACCGUCGCUGCGUGACCGGAUCCAGCGGAAGGAGGAGGGAAGGAAGAGAGAGUGAGCGGCAGAGGCCCAACAUGUCCCGGCGUGUGUUUGCUUCCGCGGUGCUGCUUCUUCUCGUCGUGAUGAUGUGCUGCACUGGUGAAGCUGCUGUCGCCGGGGGCAGUAAAACAAGAGAUGCCAUUAAUCCAUUUACAGGGACGACAAGGAUAGAUGCUACUUGGAAGGACGUUGAGAUCAAUACCGAAAGUGCUUCGCUCCGCGUUCCCAGCCUUGUUGAGGUGCAGGGUCAUUUAUUUGCCGUUUCUGAGGCGCGGUGCGGGGAAAAGAACGGAGCCGGCAGCUGUCCUAGGAUUUUGUCAAAGCACCUGGAUAUAAGUGGUUACUCAAUGGAUAUUUCUACGUCAGAUGAAAGUUUGUUUUGCACACAAAUUGUGGGCACCGCCGCGAAUAAUUUUGGGACAACGGAAUUUUUGCGACCAACGACGCUUGUGCUUGGGGAGAGUGUUUAUAUGCUCCUGGGAAACUACAGCCAUACAAAGAAGCAGAUUCAAGGUAAGAAUGAGCCAACCCUUUUACUCGUGAAGGGAACUGUCACGGUGGAUGGUGGAAAGAAGAAACUUGUGUGGAAUGAGACCCAUGUGGUGAAGCCUCAACCCAAAGGAAAAUCUGGUUCCUUGACCGAGUUAAUUGGCGGUGGAGGAUCGGGUGCUGUGAUGCGCGACGGCACGCUUGUGUUUCCCAUGCAGGCCAAAGGCAACGAUGGAACGAGCUUUUUACUGUCCAUGAGUUUUGACCCGUCAGACAAAAAAUGGGAGCUUUCAUCCGAGACGCCUGGUAACGGCUGCAGGGAUCCAACCCUGGUGAAGUGGGAAAAAUACGAAUACGGCGAAAGACUCUUCAUGAUGGCUCAUUGUGCUGGAGGCUACUAUGACGUUUACAUGUCCACUCCGCAUGGAGUCAAUUGGAUUGAUCACUUCCAACCAAUUACCCGCGUGUGGGGCAACUCACACAAUCGAAAGGGGCACGGUGUCCAGAGUGGAUCCACCACCGCAAUCAUUGAGGGAAGGGAGGUGAUGCUCAUCACCGCGCCGGUGUAUGCGAAGGAGGAAAAUGGAAAAGGUCGGCUCCAUCUUUGGGUGACGGACAAUGCACGUGUGUAUGAUGUUGGGCUGGUAUCCCGUGAAAAUGAUGACGCCGCCGCCAGCUCGCUGUUGAUGAGGGAUAAUAAUAAGGAGUUGAUUUCACUGUACGAAAACAAGAGCGACGGAGCAUACAAUCUUGUUGCUGUGCGUCUGACCGAGAAACUGGUGCGGAUAAAGGAAGUGGUGAAGACAUGGAAGGAUUUGGACGGCGCCUUGCAAUCAUGCCGUUUCGUUUCCAGCGCCACUGUCGACCCGAGAAAAAAAGGUAUGUGCAAUGGUCGUGUUCCCACUGACGGGCUUGUUGGCUUCUUGUCUGGUAACUUCUCUGAGAACACAUGGAGAGACGAGUACCUCGGGGUGAAUGCAACAGUGACGAGUGGGGAGCCAAGGGUUCGCAAUGGAUGGACAUUCAAAGGACCCGGGGCAGGGGCGGUGUGGCCUGUUGGCGACAUGGGGCAGACUGUGCCGUACUACUUUGCGAACACCGAGUUCACUCUUGUGGCGACGGUGUCCAUCCACGAGGCGCCGAAGGAAGCUAGCAGCCCCAUCCCCUUGAUUGGCGUGAAGAUGAAUGACACCAGCAGCACGGUGCUUUUUGGUCUGUCGUACACCCAUGACAGGAAGUGGUUGGCCGUUUCUGAGGGUGAUGG
This is a messenger RNA of Trypanosoma cruzi, 1832 nucleotides long. RefSeq names its product trans-sialidase, putative. Gene Ontology annotation, biological process: oligosaccharide catabolic process; ganglioside catabolic process. Gene Ontology annotation, cellular component: intracellular membrane-bounded organelle; membrane; cytoplasm. Lineage: Eukaryota; Euglenozoa; Kinetoplastea; Trypanosomatida; Trypanosomatidae. The record is from RefSeq and is a predicted model, not a curated record. The annotation marks the transcript as partial. Gene Ontology annotation, molecular function: exo-alpha-sialidase activity. The transcript has a single exon.